UUUUCCGUCGGUUUUUUUUCCCCACUUUGGUUCGUUAGGGUUGAAGAAGGGAAAUGGGCAUGAAAUCGCCGCCACAUCAUCUUCUUUUUCCUCCCCCAAUUCCUGCCCAUUCCUCGUGAAAUCGACGACAAUCGAAGCCACGUCGGCUUGUUGCUUUCCUCGUUGAUUUCUUCGGCGAUCUAUACUUACCUCCUUUCUCUCCUCCCGCCAGAAAGUCCCGCGACCUUUGUUGUCCCUGUAUUCGAAGAAAUUCGUGGGAGGGGCUCUGAUCUUUGUCGACAAUAAUCAGAUCUGAUCUUUGCCGACGCUGUUGCUUCAUAAAUCAAGAUGGAUAAUGAUGGUGAUUAUUCUGAUGAACAAAGUGUUGAUAAUAUGGUUCAAGGAUUGCAUUGGAAUGAUUGAUGGGACUCAUGUUGAUGCAAUGCUUCCGAUUAAUCUUGUUGCACGCUUUCGAGGCCGCAAAGGUGUUACACAAAAUGUGCUUGCAGCUUGCACCCCAAACAAGCUAUUCACAUAUAUUCUAGCAGGUUGGGAGGGGUCUGCAAAUGAUUAUAGGAUUCUUCAGGAUGCAUUGUCUAGACCACAACCACAUGGAUUGAGAGUCUAUGAUGGCAAAUACUAUCUAUGUGAUGCUGGGUACCCAACCAUGCCAGGUUUCAUCUCUCCAUACCGAGGUGUUCGAUAUCAUUUGAAAGAACAUUCGGGUAAAACACCUAAGAAUAGAAGGGAAUUAUUCAAUCUAAGACAUUCUUCAUUGAGGUCUAAGAUUGAAUCUGCAUUUGGCACAUUGAAGAAUCGUUUCAAGAUUUUGUGUGCUAAGCCGCAUUAUCCUUUUCCUAUACAAGUAGAUAUUGUAUUGGCAUGCACGAUACUCCAUAAUUUCAUUGCAACUGUGGAUCCAAGAGAUGAACUACUCAACGUUGAUGAAUUUAAUGAAGACAUUGAUGGUGAGGUGGCCUUUGAGAAUGACACUAAUUUAGUUGAUUUUACUCAAAAUCAAUCCCAAAGAGAGCAAACUAAAUCAAGAAAUGAGUGGAAGACUCUUAGGGAUAACAUUGCUUGGGCGAUGUGGGUGGACUACUGUGAUAAGUAUAAUCAUGGUGUAACCACAGAGACUUGAUUUUUUUUGUUUUAUUUAUGCUCAUAUAUGUACUCAAUAACUCUAUUUCCAUUAAUGACGUUCUGUUUUUAA
Asparagus officinalis (garden asparagus) is the source of this 1192-nucleotide messenger RNA. Its product is annotated as protein ALP1-like. The record is from RefSeq and is a predicted model, not a curated record. Lineage: Eukaryota; Viridiplantae; Streptophyta; Magnoliopsida; Asparagales; Asparagaceae. The transcript has 4 exons. Bases 335 to 1120 code for a protein of 261 amino acids.